This is a messenger RNA of Trichoderma aggressivum f. europaeum, 876 nucleotides long. RefSeq lists its product as uncharacterized. Lineage: Eukaryota; Fungi; Ascomycota; Sordariomycetes; Hypocreales; Hypocreaceae. Bases 1 to 876 code for a protein of 291 amino acids. The record is from RefSeq and is a predicted model, not a curated record. The transcript is spliced from 2 exons.
AUGUCCUCCCGCCUUGAUAGGGUAUACGCACAGCUACUACGUGACCACCCCUACGGAUGGGCUCUGUACAAAAAGGUGACCGCUCAAAAGUUACAUCCAGGUAGCUGCGGUUAUUUUGACUCUGAUGGUGACUGGCAAACUCUCAUCGACUUGACAAACCUGCACAACGUCGCCGAUCGGGGAUGGACGAUACCCAGCGAUGAAAUACAAGACAGCGGAGAGCCCGAGUCGAUGAUAUGGGGUCCCAAGAAUUCAGACUCUGUUCGGUCCUGCCACGUCGGCGGCAAAGUGGGAGCCACCGUGGUGGGUGCUCCGGUUGUCGCCUCGGUGGCCAUGUCGUUUGAGAGCACCGGCGACAAGGGUGCUGUACUUGCCACCGAGAGUCCUGUUCUGAGGCACCAGAUUGGCGACGAAUCCAGUGCUUUGCAGUGGAUGGCUGAGAAUACGGCUGAAAUGCUACGACGGCACGGGAGCGUUGUUAAGAAGCACGGUGUCUGGGUCGUGACCAAGACCUACUCUACGCGGCGCAGUGCCGUUGCCGUUAUGACGCAAAGAUCGUCCAAGGUCGAGAUUGGUCUUGGUGCGGAUAUCCAGGGCCUGCUCACACUAUCUCCAGAGAGUUCCUGGACGAGCAGCACCGGUAGCUCCUCCAUGGAGUUGCACGAGGAUGAUGAUGGGGUGGUUGUGUUCAUCAGCGGGAUGUACUUUUCUAAAAAGCUUGCGAGGUCGAGGCUGAGCUACGUUCGAGAUCAGCAGGAUCAAAAAGAUAAGAUCCUUCGAGGGGACGAUCCAGAGGAUACGUGGGAUUCUGAGAAUGAGAACAUCGAGCUCGAUGUUGAGUACUACCCACCCCUCGACGAAGACAAAUUUGAUUGA